This is a messenger RNA of Diceros bicornis minor, 513 nucleotides long. Its product is annotated as keratin-associated protein 14-like. The transcript has a single exon. Bases 10 to 513 code for a protein of 167 amino acids. The record is from RefSeq and is a predicted model, not a curated record. Lineage: Eukaryota; Metazoa; Chordata; Mammalia; Perissodactyla; Rhinocerotidae.
CCUGUCUGCAUGUCCUACAACUGCUGCUCUGGAAACUUCUUCUCCCGCUCCUUUGGGGGCUACCUGCAGUACCUAGGCAUCUCCCGUGGCUCUUCCUUCCCCAGCAACCUGGUCUACUGCACUGACCUCCGCUCUCCAAGCACCUACCAGCUGGGAUCCUCUCUGUACAGUGGCUGUCAGGAGAACUACUGUGAGCCCACCAGAUACCAGAUGUCCUGUGUGCUAUCCAGCCCCUGCCAGACAUCCUACUACCACCCAAGGACCUCCACACUCUGCAGUCCCUGCCAGACGACUUACUCUGGGUUUCUGGGCUUUGGUUCCAGAGGCCUUCAAUCUUUUGGUUGGAGAUCCCCAUCUCUGGGCUUUGGAUCCAGUGGUUUCCAAUCACUGGGUUGUCGCCCCAAUGCUUUCUCAUCUCUAAGUUGUAGAUCCAGCUUUUACCAUCCAACCUACUUCUCUUCUAGAAGCUGCCAGUCUGCUUUCCAACCAGCCUGUAGAUCUGGCUUCUACUAA